CCUGCAUAUGUCUGGCUCAUAGUAAACUGUCUCCGUUGCAUCGCUGUUGCCACUAUCGCACACAAAGUAUUUACCAUGAACUGGACCGGGGGCAGUCUGCAGCGCCUGAGAAACACGAAUAAAGGCACUGUCCAAAAGCAAAAGGCACACUUCGCCCGGGCUCGCACUCGCCUGCAGAGCGGGCCGCGCAGGAGCAGUCCACCGGUCCCACCAUCCUAUAUAUCCAACAAUAUCCCAGUUGGAAAAGACACGCCGGACAACUCUAGAUUCGGCCGCGGGCAUGGUGGAACGCUGCAGCACAAGCACAGCAAAGUAUCAAAUUCACUGGCCAACCGGAGCCCUGAGGUUGCAGUACAUGUGCCCAGCUUGUAUGGAAGAAGUCGCAACUUGCACCGGAAGAGUAGAGGCAACUCCAGGCCCGUGUCCGAAACCAGUCAUGAGCGAAAAAGAAAGAGAGGAAAAGAUGAGCAGGACUCAUCUAGCAUACUACUUGACCAGAGACAGACCCUGUUGAGCCAACAUAACUGGGUAGGCUUAACGGUCUCGAAGCCAGCGCAGUUGCGCAUCGAACCGUCGAAGGAGAAGGAAAUGAUAGGAAAGCGCCGUAAGAUCGAGGAUUGUACACAUACCAUCUCGAAUGCGCCAGGAUUUCGACGCCAAAGAACGAAAGACGAUGGGAAACUACUCCAUAUGGCCGCCUCCCUACCAUUUGAAGACGUCGUGAUCCAGUUUGGAUCAGACGCAGCGAAGACGCAGCCAAGUCCUGCGCAAUCCCAGCCAUCGUCGACACGCGACUCCUUUGCUACGAUGCUAUUUGAUAACGACCAUUGGCGGCCGUCUGGUUCACUCGUGGAUAGGCGAUCUGCACGGGGCGUAAGCCAGGUCUCUCAAAAUUCCAUAGGGGUCCUUGUCGAGCAUCCUCUGCGUAGGGAUGAAACGCAGGAAAAUCGAGCUGUUAGCUGGAAUGAAAUAGGCUCAAUACCACCUGCGAGCCUAGACGUGGGCUGCGAAGGCGAAUUUCGUAAUUCACAGACACAUAAGCUCAUCAAGCACUCGACCACGGCAUCUUCACAAGCGGGCGCGCUUCACAGCCACGAUAUCACACAGCUUCAUGAAGGUAGCACUCAGGCAUUGCGCUCCAUGGUUGACCGAACCUCUGUUUCUCUACCGUCCAGAAGAGAAUACCAGAUCGGUGAAACGAGUCAUGCGAUUGCCCCGGCUAAUGCAGCGUUGUGUGAAAAGGGCAAGAACACCCAGCACUCAAUGGGUAGCAUCCCAUUGAUUGAAUCACCUCAAUCUAGUGACUAUUGCCUUUGGAAAUCAUUAGUUCCCUUGGACGACCGCUCCAGUGUUGGAUCAGAACCAGAUCUUUCAAAACUUGGCGAACCAGGUCACGAUGGUAUUGAGCUACACCGGAAGGCUCCCAUUAUUAUUGAACCCGAAUCUUGGUCUCAGAAAGCCACGCAAGAUGAAGAGACGUAUGCUGGUUUAACUCAACUUGCUUCGACAUCGUUACCCUCCCUUACGCCAUAUUCCGACAGGCGCACAGGACUAUGUUCAGAGGACUUGAGUGGCUGGGGUGGUGGCCUUGUCGAAGAGCCAUAUUACCAGCAUGAAGACGUAGACAAGGACGAAAUGCUGUGGAGGCCAUAUGUCUUUGGCAGUACCGAUGCUACACCAUGCGGGUUGAACGAUGCAAACGUAGAGGUUGCGGAGAAAGAGAUGACAGCUGGGAGAAGGGUUGCAGCAUGCAAUGCUGUAAGCUCACUCAGCUGCUCACCGGUCAGGUCCAUCCUCAAAGGCCCUAAAGCUGCCGGCUGCAUAAGCGACAAUGCACAACAUGGAGCAGCCCGUGCGCCAUCAUCAACGUAUUCAGGGUCCUUGCUGUCGGCGAUGACUUCGCCCGUGGUUGUUAUCGAUGGGUCUAUAAUGGGCAACAGAAACCGCAAGGGAAUCAGCAGAGGAGAGCGGCUGGCUGAGCAUAUGGAUUCAUCAGGCCAGCCACGAAUGAUACGGAGCUCGAUUCAAAAUAACGUGUCGUGUAGCACUGGUGCAAGUUCCACAAGUAAUAUCGGUCCUAACGUUUGA
This is a messenger RNA of Periconia digitata, 2088 nucleotides long. Lineage: Eukaryota; Fungi; Ascomycota; Dothideomycetes; Pleosporales; Periconiaceae. The record is from the annotation of a GenBank genome assembly.